Nicotiana attenuata is the source of this 2051-nucleotide messenger RNA. RefSeq lists its product as uncharacterized. NCBI's taxonomy places the organism in Eukaryota, Viridiplantae, Streptophyta, Magnoliopsida, Solanales, Solanaceae. The transcript is spliced from 6 exons. The record is from RefSeq and is a predicted model, not a curated record. Bases 146 to 1348 code for a protein of 400 amino acids.
GUUGCGAGUUGAGUUGACGAAUAAGUAACACAAACGCAGUUGUUGUGUUCAGAAUCUUCCUCAAUUCUUAUUACAUGAGCUUUUCCUUCGCAUAUUUCCAUUGUCUAUCUGCAUUUAUUUCUGGGUCCUUAAAUUUCUUCCCACCAUGGUGACAAUAUGUCUACAGUGUGGUGACAAAGGAUUCUCUAACGCCUUUGUUUUCUGUGUAGAAUGUCUAGAAGUUGCUGUGCAUCGCUACUGCCUUGAUAAAAUUCCGGAAACAUUUGAUGAAUAUGUCUGUUGGGUUUGUGAUGCUUGUGAGGUCAAGGUGCUGAAACAUGUCGAGAAAUGUCCCGAGAUUGAUUUGGUAGAGCAUAGUCAAUUAGGAGAUGAUAGAGAAGGUAGGAAGAUUAGCGAGAAGGAGAAAUGUAAUCCUACUUAUGUGAUUGAUAAGAAAGAUGUAACAGCACUAGUAAUUAGCUCUUCGGAGCAAUUACAAGCAAGAACUGGUUGCAAUGAACGAACUCAAUUAGCUGAUCUUUCUGCCUUGGCAACUAAGUUGUCGAAGGGAGAGACUGAUUGUUCACUGACCCAGAUGGUUGGGCAAAGUCUUCAACCUUGUGUUUCCAAGCAACCUCGUGAGGCAAAUACUCAGCUCGACGCAAUGGGUGAUUGUUCUGCGAUCACAGAAAAGGGGAGUAUAUUUUCGUCUAAUGAUUGUCAUGGAAGGGAAUCAAAAAGAGACAGGAGAUCGACACCUGAAAAUAGAACUGCUCUAAAUGGAGACGCUUCUCAAUCUUUGAACGGCAAACUGCCAAAAGAUUUUAUACAUGGUGUCCAGGAACAAGCACAGCCUGUUUAUGAUCCUAUUUGGAGGGGUGGUUUUAAUAUAUGGAACCAAAAGUAUGGGAUACUUGGCGGACUUGUAGCGCAUUUAUCAGUCAAAGCAUGCCAAAAGGUUUUUGAAGAAGCAAAAUUAUUUCCACCUUUGCUUAACCUGGAAAUGCUUCCGAAAUCUCAUAUAUGGCCUAAGAGUUUUAACACAUCAGAACCCUCUGAUGUUAAUAUUGCAUUGUAUUUCUUUCCUUUGGAUGCGAGACAUGUGAUGGAUUUUGAUCAUUUGGUUGAGGAGAUGAUUGGCGAACAACUUGCUCUCCGAGCAGUUGUGACAAAUGCUGAACUAUUGGUUUUCACUUCCACGGAAUUGCCCCUGCUUCACUGGAGAUUCCAAGGCAAACACUAUUUAUGGGGCGUUUUCAGAGCAAAGCAGGAUUCUUGUAGCUCUCAAAUUGCAUCGAAUGGGAUUAAAUCUAUGAUGCUUCAAACUCCAGGGAAUGUUGGGGAGCAGAGAGUCCUAUUAGCCCUUUAAGCAAUAGCGCAAGCCUUGCGUCUAGCACUUCCUGAAGCAUCUGAACUCCGAGCUUUUAGCUUUUCAAUGGAUAUACCUCGGUUUUAUUUCAUCUCUUCAAGGUUUUUUCUAAUGGCAGGCCUGUGCCUCUAUUUCUGCUUUCCAGGGUACCUCUUCAUCUAGUAUCAGACGAUUCUAUUGAUUUCUUCUCGGUGCAAAACAUAAGGUUUGAAAACCUAGGAGUUUAAUAAUGAGCAUAAUGGCCUGCUCAUUUUUGUACUAUUUGACUGAAAUGAAAAGUUUGUGGCCUCAUGAAUGCAUUCAAGGACUGUUGGUAAGUAACCUGGUGAAAAAAGCGAGGAAGCUGACUCACAGGGCUUUGGUCUAGUGGUAAGUGCAAUGUGUGAUGUGUGGGUUAGGCGCACUGUGUGGGUUAGGCGCAUGUCACGGGUUCAAACCUUGUCGCACACAUAUGCUUGGUAUUUAAGUAGAGAAAGGUAGAGAAAAAUUAAGAAGGGGGUGGAAAGCAGCAACUUCUAGUAAUGUCCUGUGAAACUCUGUACCGGUUACCUAUUACUUCCCAUCAGCACAAGUACCGGGUAACUCUGUGCACUUAGACUUGAACAGAUAGGAAGAAAUUACCUUGCGUUCUUGCUUCUGUUUGGGAUUUUAACCUGAGACCUUAUAGUUUUCAACACAUUUCACUAUCCACUAUUAGCUUGGA